Messenger RNA from Eptesicus fuscus (big brown bat), 720 nucleotides. Its product is annotated as NKG2-A/NKG2-B type II integral membrane protein-like. NCBI's taxonomy places the organism in Eukaryota, Metazoa, Chordata, Mammalia, Chiroptera, Vespertilionidae. Gene Ontology annotation, biological process: stimulatory C-type lectin receptor signaling pathway; positive regulation of natural killer cell mediated cytotoxicity. The record is from RefSeq and is a predicted model, not a curated record. Bases 1 to 648 code for a protein of 215 amino acids. The transcript has 5 exons.
AUGAAUAACCAAAGAGUAACCUAUGCAGAACUGAAUUUGGCCAAGUCCGCCAAGAGACAGCAAAGGAAACCUAAGGGCACUCAAAGCUGCAUUCCAGUAACUGAGCAGGAAAUAGCCUAUGCAGAAUUAACUCUUGAAAAUGCUUCCCGGGAUCUUCAAGGGAGGGACAAUGAGGACCACUCCAAAGUUUCACCAUCGCCUCCAGAGAAGCUCAUUGCCGGGACCCUAGGGGUCAUCUGCCUUGUCCUGAUGUCCGCUGUGGUAACGAUAACUGUUAUUCCCUCAAAUCAUUGUGGUCAUUGUCCACUGGAGUGGUUUACAUAUUCCAAAAAUUGCUAUUAUAUUAGUAGUGAAAAUAAAACAUGGAAUGACAGUUUGCUGGCCUGUGCUUCUAAGAACUCUAACCUGCUUUAUAUAGAUAAUGAAAAAGAAAUGGAAUUUCUGAGUUUUAUCUUACCACCAUCAUGGAUUGGAGUUUUUCGUAUCAGCCGUGAUCAUACUUGGAUGUUGACAAAUGGUUCAGCUUUCAAACUAAAAGUAGAAGACUUAUCACUUGGUAAAGGUGACUGUGCUCUGCUAAACCUAUAUGGCCUCACAUCAUGGAGUUGUGGAGCUUCAAAAAUAUAUAGUUGCAAACAUAAGCUUUAGAGUUAAAACAUCUGAUUUUGGAUUCUGUCGGGUAACUUUAUUUUUCAUGAAAUGGAAAUAGUAUUAUUUACA